Molecule: messenger RNA, 534 nt
Organism: Protopolystoma xenopodis
Lineage: Eukaryota; Metazoa; Platyhelminthes; Monogenea; Polystomatidea; Polystomatidae
Source: the annotation of a GenBank genome assembly
AUGUUUGUUGUCUGGUUUAGAAUCACGUUGAUGCAAUCACUUCGAGCUCAGCCUCAGCUCAUCCUUGAGCUGCUCGACUUGUGCCACCAGACCGCCGUCUCACUCCAACAACAGCAACAUCAACAGCACCAGAAGCAGCAUCGCCUCCAACUCUCCUCACCCCGUCUGUCCUCCCUUUGCACCACUUUUUCUCAUCGCCUCGGCUCGGUUAUUGGCUCCCUGGCCUCCGGAUUGGCCGAUCUCCGCGGCCAACUAGCCCUCGCCGCUGCCGCUGACGCCAACGUCAACGCCGACGCCGAAGUCUCGCAACGGACUCACUCGCCGUCGGCUCGAUGGACCGCUCGCCUGACGGCUUUCGUCAAGCAGGCGGUUGCCGUGGACUGGGCCGUUGCCUUGCCGAAGCAGGGAGCCGCCGAGGUGUGUUUACACCCUGUCCUGGACCUCCUCGUCCGCGCCUCAUCGCUUCCCUCUUGGAGCCAGGGGCAGUGGAAGACCACUAUUGCCUCACUGGUCGAUGGUGCCCUGAACGAAGCG